GCAGUUAGCUCACAAGUCCAUAGAACAAGCAGGAGUAAAUCCCUAGCUGGCGGCCAGCCACUCUGCACCCCUGCGUCCCUGCUAGUGGGGAGAAGGGCGGCGGGGGGGAGCUGGGGGCCGCACCGCCCCUUCCCCGCCCUCGCCGCGGCGGCUAGAGGCGAGGCUGGAGCCGGGAGCCGGCAGCCGCCGUAUGGGUCCGGCACGGCCACCCUGCUGUGGGCUGCGGCUCCGGGCCCGGCCAGGGCCUGGGCUGGGGCUGCUGCUCCUGGCACUGUCCGGGGCGGCCGGGGGAAACGGGAAGGCGCCAUCAGCAGGUGGAAAGUGUAGCUUGCUGCAGGAGAUGGAUGUCAUCCAGAAACAAGAUGAAAACUGUUACUGCUAUGUGCAAAACAGAACCUUUCACUUACAGUACAUUUGGUCAACUCUUCAGGUGAAAGUUAACAGCUCAGAAACGUUCAGGUUUGAGCCUAUUUCAGAAAACAGCAACUGUCGCCAUGCAGAAACUGUUUUUGAGUUCGCUGCAUGUGCUGUUCAGAUCUUCUGGAGACCUGAGACAUCUACAGAAACUUCCCUAAGCAUCAAGCAAUAUGGAGAGGAUCUGUGUUUCAAAAUACAGCCGUUCAGAGCUGAGCCCUACACCAUCACUGUGAAACGAGAAAUGCUAGAUGGAAAGCUCUUGUUUUUGUUUGUAGCUGGAAUUUUUCUGUUCCAUUUUGCAAACAGCCUGAGCAGGAGUACCAAAUGCUUUUACCUUUCUGGAAUAAUCCUGGGUGUUCUAGCUCUGCUGGUCUUUGUCCUGUUGGCACUUAGAAGGUUCAUUCCAAGGCACAGUACCUUCUGGAUCUUAAUGAGUGGCUGCUGGAUGUUCUCCCUCUAUUUAAUUUACUGCUUCAAAGAGAAUACUCAGUGGUUGUGGUCUGAACACAGAGUCUACUUACUGGGGUAUUUUCUGGCUGUUGGAUUUGCCAGCUUUGCUGUUUGCUAUCAGCAUGGACCACUGACCACUGACCUGAGCAUAACCUUGUUCACGUGGACGCUCCAGCUGACAGCCUUUCUCCUGAUAUACUGUGGGGUCACCAUCCCGCAGGUCGCGUAUGCGGUAAUAGCAGUCAGCCUCUGUUCCAAAGGCCUGGGCUACCCCCUUGGCGCUGCCUGUCGCAUCGGCAGAAAAAUGAAAAACCACUUUCAAGCUAAAAAGUUGGAGUUUAAAUUCCUGACCGAAGAGGAGUAUCGAGAACAAGGUGAAACAGAAACCAUCAGAGCCUUGGAGGAGCUACGCUCGUUCUGCAGGAACCCUCACUUCCCAUCGUGGUUAGCUGUAUCCAAGCUGCAGUCCCCACACAGGUUUGCAGCUUUUGUCCUGGGAUCUUCUCACAUCUCACCUGCAGAAGCAAGGGCGCAUGAUGAGGAAUACAGCAUUUGGAGCUGCUUCCUUGAAGAGCAGCUCUUUGAGCCAAGGGCAGAAUUUGAGCAGGACAACCUAGCCAAUCCCAUUCAUGAAGGAGAUGAGGAGGAUGAAGAUGAAAUGCCUAAACAAACUGUAUUUCCAUAUGCUACUGAGUUGCUCUGAGCUUUGAGAAGUAAACAAAGGAGAGGGGAAAGACAUUCAUCCUGGAAAGGAAGGUUAUGGAGAACUGUGUGGUGGUUUCUUGUGGUUGCUGCUGGACAAACAAGGACUGCUGAAAAAAAACUUUCCUGUGUCACUGAUAUCUGCUGGUAAGAGCAACAGGAGACCAGAGGGGCUGCUCCAGUGAAGAUGAUUCUCCUGCUGUUAGUACUUCUAACUGGGGAAGUAAAUGCUGCCUAUCACCACAGCAAGCGUUGGCAGCAGCCUUCUCACCAGGAUGCUUUCUUUCCACAGACACUACAUCCAGAAAACAGAGAAUCUGUUUUGGCCUCUUUUCAUUGUCAAGUCCUCUCUGGUGAGCACUAAAGGGAGAAGUCACUAUCAGUACUCUACUUUUACUAAGUACCUUGAGUGUCAACAGUUGUGAUAAUGCUGAUACACCAUUUUUAUUGAUUGUGAGACUUUUCAGUAGAGAGGGAACACAGCUGAAUGAGGGUGGUUUGCUCUUCUGGCUAAGCUUGCUCUCUGUUAGCUUCACUUCGCCUCUCUAUGGUUGGCUGAAGCUCCUCUUACACUGCAGAACUCUGCCUGACUUUUCACCCUUUGCUUAUAUUCUGCUCUUGAUCUCUGCUCUUAGUUACAAUGCAACUGUUUCUUUCCAGGCCUAUUUCUUCACAUACUCUUCUCUACUUGUCCCUCUGCUGAACCUGUCUCCAUGCCUCGGUUUAUCCAUCUCUGACAACUACAGAUGAUUUAAGAGGGGAUUUCUGUCCCCAAAUGCAUUGUUACAUUUCAGUUUCACUAUCAUCUUACCUCAGACAGGUGCUUGGCCCAUUCCAGGCCUCUCAAUGAGCCAGAAGACAAGGCUGAGGCUGUUUCAGCUGCUUAGAAGAAAGGGAGCAAUGCUGUAACCAUGUAGUUGGGAAUGCAGAUAACCCUCACACAGCUCCUCGGAGUCCUCACUAGUUUGCUUAUUCAGUAGUGUGUGGCAAGUCAUUCUGGGCCAGACAAGAAGGGAAGGAUACCUGGUUCCUAUCAUUCCUUCUGCCCUCUUUGGGAUUUACCACAGGAGGGUGUGUGGGGAGGAGAAGAGCAGAAGAGGGAAAGAAGCUUAAAUAGGCAAAUGUCUCUCAGCUUAUGUAUUAGAGCUCUAGACUGUCACCUCAUCCACCUGCAGAGGUCAUUUCCUUUUGUCGUUUACACUGUCUCUGGACUCCUCUCUCUCCAGCUUGCUGUUUUCCUUUACUGUCAUCCAAACUGCAGAAAACAAAAGCUGAACAAUUCUGUCAUUACUUUUACAAACCCUCCCAGAGCUGCCCGUGGUGGGAAGCCUCUCUCUCUCCAGAAGGGCAUGUCCCACCAGGGUAUGCUUGCUCUCUCUAACAUGCCUAGCAUGCACUGCUGUAGUUUCUGGUUGUCUACUGCUGGACAAAGGAGUCUCUGAACAGAGCUAAGAAGCGCUGCUGCUUUACCGCAUUCCAAAAGCUUGUCUGUAUAAAAUGGGACUCAGAGUCAGUGCUUGAAAGCCUUGUAGGCUCCUUUCUCUUUUAUAUAUGGCUUCAACUUCAUUGUAGAAUGAACUGUUCCAUUUUACAGCCAGGAGACACUUCACACCGUUCAGUGAUGUAAUUCAUAAAAACAUAUGCAGAAGCUAUAGCACGUGUAGCAGAGAAGCCUUGUCAAGGAGGUGAGCCAAAAUACACUCCUGGUUAACUCCACACUGUUCAGACACAGAGCAAGAGUUCUGUUCAGGGGGGCCACUGGCAGUAAGCCUCUGAGAGAGGCUGCUGCUACCAGAGUCACAGUUAAAUGGCAUCCACCCUCUGGAAGUCAGGCUUGGCUUGCAGGGUUAUGUCACUAGCAAAAAGCAGUUGUGAAAAUCAAGGAAAGCCUCAGUCUCUCUGGUGGUUUGGGAGAAGGAUGGAAAUUCCCUAUCCCAAACAGUGCUCUUCGUAGACUGAAGAGUAAAUACUGGAACAGGCUGCCCAGGGGUGUGAUUGAGGCCCAGUCCCUGGAGACAUUCAAGAUGAGGCUUGAUGUGGCCCAGAGCAGCCAAAUCUACUUGGAGGUGGUCCUUGCUGACUGUAAGGGGUAGGGCAAGAUGACUUCUAAAGGUCCCUUGCAAUGCAAUGUGUGACCUAAGGCCUGUGUCUCUGUUGUGAAAAUGAAGUACUUAAAAUUGCGACAGAGGAGUUAAAAAAGGCUACUUGAAAUGAUGCCUGAAAUGGGUUUUUGCAUGUUUUAAAACGCACAGGUUUUAUUCAGUGUACUUUGUAGCAAGCUAAGAUCUUCCAUCCAUCCAACUGGAGGCAAAGUUGGAGAAUCAGAUUUGUUCUAGCUUCAACCCAAUUUUUCUGGAUUCCUUCUCUUUACUGAGGCAGCAAUGAUGAUCCAGCCAUAAGUGAUAUGUAUUUAUAUACAGUAGUCUAUAUACAUGCAGAUAAUGUUUUACAUAAGCAAUGUACUAAUGGGAAAAUCCCUCCAAAUGCAGGCAAUUCCAGAUUUUGGACACUGUCCCUAUCCCUGAGUUCUUUAGAACAUCACCAAGCAAACUUACUUCAACAAAGGGAAAUACAUAUGUGUAUAUAUAUAUAAAAAUAAAUCAUCUCAGGUUUUAUGCUGUUGUAAAAUCAUUUGCCAGGGAUGGGUAAAUUCCUAUCCAAAAAGCAGAGCAGGAAGCUAAGUACAUCCAAGGCAGAAGGGCAGCAGUAUGACGAUGACUGCUUUAGCAGACAGCUGAUGCUGACCUUCAAUAUCCUCCCAGGCAUUUUCCAAAGCUGGGAGCAUUCUGUAAGCAAAGCCCUCCAAAAACAAGUGCUGACACUGAGCCCUCUGCCAGCACUGAGAUACUGGCACAGUGUUCUUCCUGUGACAGAUGAAGAGGUUGACUGACACACAUCUGCUAAGUACUGUCCAGUGUCCAGCCAGAAAAUCUGGGAACAGGGUCUGGAUGUUAAUCCGUUGCCUUAAUCUUUGCCUUUCUUCCCCAAGGAAGGAUGAGCCACAUCCAUUUUCUGUUUCAUGGUUUUUUAAGUUAGAAAUCCAUCGUUAUUUUGCAUUCAGGCACAGCACAUUUGAUAAACUUCUGUACUUGCAAGACUUUCAAAAAUAAAGUAUUUUUGAGCUA
Messenger RNA from Pogoniulus pusillus (Red-fronted tinkerbird), 4694 nucleotides. It is a transcript of the gene NEMP2, whose product is annotated as nuclear envelope integral membrane protein 2. Bases 191 to 1570 code for a protein of 459 amino acids. Gene Ontology annotation, cellular component: nuclear envelope. The transcript is spliced from 9 exons. NCBI's taxonomy places the organism in Eukaryota, Metazoa, Chordata, Aves, Piciformes, Lybiidae. The record is from RefSeq and is a predicted model, not a curated record.